This is a messenger RNA of Diachasmimorpha longicaudata, 4053 nucleotides long. RefSeq lists its product as uncharacterized. The coding region runs from base 2565 to 3902 and encodes 445 amino acids. The transcript is spliced from 2 exons. Gene Ontology annotation, molecular function: sodium channel regulator activity. Gene Ontology annotation, cellular component: plasma membrane. The record is from RefSeq and is a predicted model, not a curated record. NCBI's taxonomy places the organism in Eukaryota, Metazoa, Arthropoda, Insecta, Hymenoptera, Braconidae. Gene Ontology annotation, biological process: regulation of sodium ion transport.
UCAAUGAGUAUUUAAACAAUGUCUGUGCACAUUAUUCAUCCCUCAUGUCAAUGUAAAAACCGAGAAUUUUCGAAUAGCAGAGACCACGCGGUCUGUUACACGAUGGCUUAAUAGCUGCAGUGGCCAUGCAGAUGUAAACAUUGCUUGUUAAUUAUAAUUAAUCUGGAGUGAAUGGACCGGUAAAAUUGUGUCAAGUGUCAUUUUCCAACGGAGUCAAUGGAAACCAGCGGAGGUAUGAGAAUAUCUCAUAAAUACGAAAUAUUUUUAUAACGAAUCCAUUGACAGUGUUCCCGCAUUUUAUUCAGUAAUAAUUGUUGUGUUGCAGCUGUGAAAUUAUUGUUCGUUAAAUUAUGAGGUUUUUGGAGAAAAUUGUUCAAGACUGUGCAAAUAAUAUUUUCCUGAUGACAGUGGUGAAAUUCAAAUUAGAAACAGAAUGUCUUGCAUUUAUUGAUCACUUAAUUCUGUCGGAUAAAUAAUUGGUAAAAAAAUGGCGAAAUAUCUAUUUAUGUUCGAUGCUAUUGUUUUAUUGAUUCAAUGCAUCGUUCCAUAAUUUAUUGCUUAUCCUUGCCGAAUAUCGUGCGCAUGGAAAAGAAACCGACUGACGUCCUGCAUGUCAUUCAAAAAUACCUCUCCGUUGCGACCGUUAAAUUAUUGGUUAAAUUAUCAAUUAUUUUAUAAUCUCUGGCUAAAGUUAUCAAUUGUUUGCGGUGACUCAAUCGUUUGAAAGUAUGUCAAGGACAUUUUUGGUCUAUUACUGUGAUAAUUUGAUAAUUUUGUCUGAAUUAUGAUUUAGACAAUAAGAAUGAAUGAAGGAGUAGGAAUUUUAUUAUUUUAUUCAAUUGAGGAGCCAUUCAAUAGUUUUUUCUUUACCAAUGCUGACUAUCAGACUCAUGAGAGAGAGACUGACAGUUCCUGCAUUGUAUCCUAAAAUAGCGUCCACGAUGCAGCCGUGAAAUAAUAAUGGACGUUAGUGGAGCAUGUGAGAAUCAAGUGGCACUGACCGGAAACCUAUUGAUCAUAAUACCGUAUAUUUUACACUGUCUGAUGCAUUGUCACAUGGUGAGAUAUAAACGUGUUCAAGUUUAUGUGAUGAGUUAUUAAUGAAGUGAUUGGUUUCAUCGGAGUAUUCAAUUUCCACUCCAUUCAUAUUCUGAAGUUUAAAAUAUCAGUUGAAAUUUUUCCAGGGAUUGGGUAUGGGAAUUACGAGGGAGUUACACGAUACUUUAGAUGGAAUGCAAUAUUUUACACGUUUGUGGGACGCAGGGGAGGUGUGGGCGAUUGAGGGAGGUCAAGCGAGCGACAUGAAGCUUGAGCUUUUACUCAGCGGGCGCUAGGAAAGACUUACAAGUGAUCGGGGGCUUAGGGGAAAUUGUUGAGAGAAAAGUGGAAACAAUUUUUUAACGUUUGCGGAAUAAGCUGAUUGAUUAUGGCGACGACGGACUGAUGGGGUAAAUUUCGAGGAAAAUAUUCGCCAUUUUAUUGGGAGGGUUAUAAUUAUUGAGUCACUCAAAAUAUCAAUUAAUAGCGAAGUAUUAAUGGAAUAACUCCAAAAGACCUGUUUUAAGAGGAAAUUAUUUUGUAAUUUAUGGAUUGAGCGUUUUUGCGGUGCACAUUGUUCAGUCAACUGCAGUUAUGAAAAAAAGGAGAACUGAACGAUGUAGGGCGAUAAUCAAAUGCACGCACCCAGCACUGCAGAAAGUCCUGGCGUCACGCUGUCUGCGGCAGUCCGACUAAGCGCGGAAUUAACUACUUAUUUUACGUUCGACGUACCACUCAUUCGUAUCGUAAAAUAAAUAGCAAACCCAUCCUCUAUUUGAAAAAGCUCGAUCAUAGAUUAGAUAAAGGCAUAAGCUAUUCAUUUCCCCUAGGGAACUAGCAAUUUUCCGAUUGCAAAACGGCUCGAAAAUCCUCAACACAUUGACAUCUCCUCCGGACAAUAAAAAAGUCUGUAAACUCCCCUCGAAAAUUUGUUUCCUCAACCCAAAAAACCCGUGAAUUUUUACACUUGUAUAAUAAACAAAAAAAUCGAUUCUUCCACUCACGAAAAAAUUCUAGAACAACCAGCGACUUCGAUUUUCCGUCCCCUCUUUUCCACAAAUUCCUCUGACGUCACUGCAGCAAAGCCUCCCUCCACCAGUCGAAGAGCGCAGGCCUCCUAUCGAUCCUCGAACUGAAAACUCACCAAACCACCCCAUCACCCAAUCGUUUCGCGCACUUGUCCAACCCCGUCCUCAAGGGUAGGUCGCGCAUGCGUCCUGAUAAAAUUAUCACCGUUGAUUCUGCAGCUAAAACGUCCGUGGCACGGUUCUCGAAGACUUUUGGUACGAGGUACCCGAGCACCCGGCAUUUGUACCACGUAAUCGUUGCCCCAGUGUCAAAAACCUCGCCAAAUCCCUGACAGAAAGCUACCAUAACCUAAAAAAAAAGUGCCAGUGAUAACCGCGAUGUAACGUCCUGACUUCCGGAGGAUCCUCACACCACCUGGAACAUAAAUACUUUCCAACCUGCGACCCUGAGCAUUGAAAUUCCCUUGAGCCACCACCGAGUCAAGGAAACCCCCGAAAAUGCCGAAACAAGUGGCAGUUGAGGAUCUCGUGAUACCGCCCCAAGACGGCCGAAUUUGUGGUACCAUAUGCAUCUGCCAAAUGACAGCGGUCCUCUCCUCAGUGGCCCUUGUCUACCUGACAGUUGCCGUCUACAUGCCCACCACGAGAGCAGUUGCCUCAGGUAUAGCCCCAGUCCCCGUAAUGUGUACAACAAUUCGCACCGUAAACGCCGACAACUGCGACUGGGGCAGCUGUGGCGAAUGGUGUUUAUCAAAAACAUCUGGCCCCUGUGCCCAGAUUCACGUGAAUCUCCGUAGAAAUGGAUCGACAAUUAUCCUAGCCAAUUGCACCAACACCACCAAUAAAACGUGCUACGGUAUCGAUCAGGAGAAUGCAAAAAAAGCAAAGUGUAUAGCGGACGAAUGUAGAAAUUUAACUGGAACGUUCAACUGUACAGCUGGCUUUUGCAUGAAUGUCACUGAUGCCUUUGAAUGUACAUUCAGCGAUACAGAUCCACCAUUGAAGUGCUCCGGUAAGAGAGGGAAAAUCACGUGUAUUGCUAUCGAUGGUUUAUUUAAUUGUAACCGAGGGACUUGCGAGAGAAUAAGAACUCCCUACAACUGCGACAGACGGUGCGUCGAUAUUCCAACAAGAAAUAAGAACGUCAUUCUCUUGAGUGGUGACAAGGUCUACCUGAGCCAGUGUGAGCGAGCCAUUGACGUUGACAGUGGCAAAGAAAUUUGGCAUGAAAAUCGGGGAAACGUGAUGAUGGCCUCCUGCUACGGUAUUUUCAACUCUAGCCUGGGUGUUGAGGCUGUUGAUUGCAUCAACGGGUCAGUUCUGGAGAAGGAGAUGCUCACAGAUCUGACUAAUUUCACGUACUUGUCUUACCUGAAUCUUUACGCUACCAAACCCCUGGAUGAGACCGGGGUGAUAGCACCUCCUGAGCACAGUCUCAUUCUCGCCAAUGAGAGCCGUUUGCUCAUCAACCUUGAGGGAUGCGUCAAUACCCUGAGGGAUGAGUGCAAAGAAUUCCUGCAUGAGUAUGGCAAGGAUGGAUCUGAUCACAAUGCUAGAGCCAGGUUUCCUUGUUUCUAUGCUAAGGACAAGACAGGUGUUGCUGUAUCGAGAUUUGAUUUGGAUAACACGUGGAAGGAGUUCCUCAUUGCAUUCAUUCUACCCAGUGUUCUGUUUGUUGUCAGUUGUUUGACACUGAUAUGCAUACAGAGAACCAUUGUCGUUGGGGAUGAUGCUAGAAUGAGGUUCAAGGGACCUGGGGGACUCAAUGAGAUUCAUAAGAGCGCUAGUGGGAAUCUGGGAGAUGCCGGUGGAGGAGAUUCUGUCAUGGCACUCUGAGAUCCGUCACGCAUUCCCCUCCUGGAGGAGAGCCCGGCUCGCCAAUCGAUAUUCUCCCUCCGUGGGCACUACUAAAAAGUGUGCGACUGGGCCGGAGGGUAGGGGAGGGGAACGCGUGAUUUAUAGAAUAAAAAAUUAUCGAUCUCAAAAU